Molecule: messenger RNA, 2933 nt
Organism: Phytophthora nicotianae INRA-310
Lineage: Eukaryota; Oomycota; Peronosporomycetes; Peronosporales; Peronosporaceae
Exons: 2
Biological process (GO): ubiquitin-dependent protein catabolic process
Cellular component (GO): nucleus
Molecular function (GO): protein-N-terminal asparagine amidohydrolase activity
Source: RefSeq, a predicted model, not a curated record
GGAUGGUGCUGCACAGGUACGAAGAUCUGGAGGACGAGGCGGUUGCUAUGGAGGCAUUGGGCGCCAACCAGGAGCUGGCACGACGUCGCCAUGAGCUAUUGAAUGACCCGGUCAUGGUUGUGACGUCUGAGUGUGGACUGAGGAGCGUCCACGUUUUGGCUGAAGAGAUGGCGUUCGUGAUGCCGGCAGAGCAUCAUGUGGACCUGGUGGCCUCAGACGACGCGACCACUUGCUCCAUCGUGCUGCUAAUAAGCGAUGAUGUCGUGGCAGUGGCUCACUUAGACUCGAAAGAGCAAAUGGUGUUCUUUUUGAAGAAAUGGGAGAGUGUGGUGAAUUCUGCGGUGACGCGAGUUGCCAUUGCCGGUGGAUACGACGACGAACGGGAGAUCGCUCGUCCGAUUUCAAUUGAUAUUUUGCGGGCUCUCAUGAGUAGUAAAGCGGCGUACGAUGUGCAGCAAAUUAUAACAGGGAGAUGGAACACUGCAGAUACUGGCAAUGGGGAAAUGUUGCCGCGUACGAGAGGAGUCGGCUACUUUCCUGCAGAAGACAUCUAUCGAUGUGUAGAAUUCGAGCCUGAUGCCCGGCUGCCUUUAGUACCCUUGAGAUUCGCUGGAGUGUCCCCGCACCCACUUCACACGCUAAUGUGUUGUCUGGAGAAGGACAAACCUCUAGAGAUUACCGUAGGGCCAUAUUACGCCACACUACUUUCACCGGAGGUCUGUCCCUACAUGCUAGAUUUAGACGAUGGCGAGUUGUUGCAAAGGAUUUCUACGUCACCAUUUGCUGAAGGUCCCAAGUUUCUUCAAGACAUGAGAGAUAUGCUCGAGUUCAUUAGCAAUUGCUCACUUCGAAGUUUGGGCAAUACUUUCGUGCUGACGCUGCCUGCAAGACGGCAAGAUACCAUUGACUCAAAAAAUAUUUAUAGUGAUCAAACUGGGGCGUCGGCACCGACAAGCCGUACGAUUCGAGAAAUACUGGACCGCGAGGAGGCCUCGUACGAGGCAUGGCGAAAGACACGUAAACCUGUUCGGCUACCUCACGCCAGCUUGAAACUCAACAGCCCACUAAAAACCGUUUCUCGUGAUGAUUCCAAUCAGACGAAGUUUAAUAAGGCAAUGCGAGAUGCAUUUAAAACCCCACAAGCGGGAUCUGAUGGUGUAUCUCGAUCCCAGUCGGUUGCCGCAGUGACCUCGAAGAAUGUCAAACGCAAGGAUGCAUUGAUCACCGGAGGAUUCACACGAUCAGCUGAAAUGCUCCCAAGUCUGGGUAUUGAUCAAGAUACUCGUCAGAAGCAAGAGCAGUUUAGCCAAGCGAUUGCUCAACCAAGGAAGACGUCCGAUAGCACAACUAUCCCUAGCAUUGCGCCACGUAAGGCAACGCGAAGGAAAUUUCAGCAGUACCUGUACGAUUUUCAUUCUCGACAAGUCUUCUCUUUCGCGAAAAACGAGAUUGAAGAAUUUGAAGAUGUAAUGAAAUGUGAAAAGGCUCAAAAACUUGUAGCGUGUAGCGCUGGAGAAGACGAAGACGAUGAAGUCAGCGAAGAUAUGAGCAGCGAAGGUAACUCUCUGCCUGGAUGGGGCAACCCCUCUGAGAAUUAUACUCGACAGUUGAUGAACGAACACCACAGUGAGUACUUGCUCACUGGUCUGGGCUUCUUGUCGGGACCUGGCUACGACGAACUUUUCUCAAUCCACUGGAAGCUAGGCGAAGCAGAGAAAACUGUGCGCGAUGCUGUGGAUCGAAAACGAAUCCGUGAGAUUUUGAGAAAAGCCUACCGCAUGUUGCUUUGGUUCUUUCGUUACUACGCUGGCAAUGCUGCUUAUGCUGUUGCAUCUGAGCGGCGCACUGGACCCGGAUUGGUGGUAACUUUGGGAGAUGGCUUGUUUGAAAUACCAAGUCGAGUCCGUUUGCUUGAGGACUUGAAUGUACAAUGCGUUGAUGAGGCAAGAUUCGGUGUUACAGAUUCUCCCCUGAAGCGGGAGCACUUGAUUGAUUUUCUGAUUAACGUUGCCAAAAUGAUGUGUACGCAUUCGUCGAAUCCUACCCGCUUGAAAAUGGCCAUCAGCGACGGCGUCGAAAUGUCCGAAGCAGUGAAAACACUCGUCCACGAGCACUUUGGUGUGUUUGCACAAAUUCAAGAUGUGGAUCACUUUCGAACCAUUUUUCUUCGCAAACCUCAGAAUACUAAUGACCGUGGUGUCCGUAGAAGACUUUGUGCUAUUCUAGAGACACACAAGAACAACCUGACCAACUUCUUUAAUGAAUUAGUCAGCGCCGGAGUUAUUGCGCGUAGUGGUGGCAACGACAGGACCAAGAGUCAACAGCGGCAGCGAGGCAGUGGAAGUGGUAUUGCGUGUACGCAGUUCCUUUCCACUCUGCGAUCUAUCAACCUAAUCACGUCGAGAGGUGUCAUCACUGAUGCAAACAUUAACCCAAAUGCUGACGAUGAGGUGUCUGGGGGAGGCCCUUCCGGGGUUGAUGAAGUUCGGGCUGUGCGCAUUUUUCUUUCUUGUCUUCCCAUGGCAACAUUCGACAGCAACGAGUGUGAGGGUGCAAGUAGAACUGCCAUUACUGCAUCCACGAGUACUGAACCCCGUGAACUGACGCUGUCUCAAUUCAUCGAGGCACUACUUCGAGUGGCGUUCACGUGGAAGGAGCUUCAGAUUUGUCAUGGACGGUUUGACGUGUGCUCCAAUCAAAUGGCGUCGGAUCGUUGCCGAUGCAACAUCGACCUAGCUCAGUACGCGUUCGAUGUCUUUGAUAAUGCCGCUGAAGAGGUUUUCACACGUAUCCAUGGCUACCGACUCAAGCGGGCUCAACAGCGAACAAACAUGAGGAUGCACAUGAAGACGCACAUCUCCCUGCACGCGGUUGUAGCAUUGACAGCCGUCCAGAGAGCCCCCAAUCGCUUGCUACCGAUCGAAGAAAAGUAA